Chironomus riparius is the source of this 1503-nucleotide messenger RNA. NCBI's taxonomy places the organism in Eukaryota, Metazoa, Arthropoda, Insecta, Diptera, Chironomidae. The record is from the annotation of a GenBank genome assembly.
AUGAGACUUCCAAAAUUUUCACUGAAGCGGUGUUUCAUCAUUCUUGUUAUAUUUUGUGCUCUCCUGCUAUUUGUGAUAAAUCUUAGAGAGAAGGAAAUAUGGCAUAACAAGGUGUUAGUUCCAACAACACAUCACCAAGAGCAUCAUGCAGACAAGAAAAUUGAAAAUAUUCAUGAUAAUAAUAAUUUUGAUCAUCAACAACCGAAACAUGUAACCACGCAACGUCCCCAAUCAAAUGAAGUAAAUUUAGAAUCGAAAAUAAAUAGUAAUAAUAAUAUAAAUGAAGAUACAGUGUCAAAUGAUGAUAAGAAAGUGGAAAUAGACAGAGAUGAGUCAGUGUAUGUGACGAGACCUUGGUACUUUACAAAUGGAGAGCGAUAUCCAAAGCCAGCAAGAAUCAAUAAAAAGACAAAUAAGAGACUGGCAAAAUUGACGCCAUCAGAAGAUUCUAGAAGUGAUAGAAUCACCAAUCAAUUAAUGUUCAUUCCGCCAAAUUAUGAAGAAAUCAGAAAUAGUGGUAGACUAAAGACUAUAUUAUUAUAUAAUGGCUUAGGACCAUGGAAUAAUAUUAAACAAGGCCGUGCUGUUUUUACAUCUUCAAAAUGUCCUGUUGACACGUGUUCAAUAACACAAAAUCGUGAUGCAGCUAAAGAUGCUGACUUGAUACUUUAUAAGGACCACUUCAUUCCAACAGGUGUUCCAAAACAUCCUACACAACUUUAUAUGCUUUAUUUCCUUGAAUGUCCUUAUCACACGCAGCAUAUCAAAUUUCCAGAUGUUUUUAAUUGGACAUCCACUUACAGGCGAGAUUCUGAUAUUGUUGCACCAUACGAAAAUUGGCAAUAUUUCGAUCCUAAAGUAACCUACAUAGAACAAGAUAGAAAUUAUGCCCUUAAUAAGACGAAAAAGGUAGCAUGGUUUGUCUCCAACUGCUCAGCUCGAAACAAUCGGUUGCAAUUUGCACAAGAACUAGGAAAAUAUAUUCAAGUCGACAUUUAUGGAGCUUGUGGAAAUUUCAAAUGUUCACGAUCGAAUGCUGACAAAUGCUUCGAAAUUCUCGAUCGAGAUUAUAAAUUUUAUUUGGCAUUCGAAAAUUCAAAUUGCAAAGACUACGUCACAGAAAAGUUCUUUGUUAAUGGCCUUUCUCGUAAUGUUCUUCCCAUUGUCAUGGGUGCGCGACCUGAAGAUUAUGAAAUGAGUUCACCACUCAAAAGCUACAUUCAUAUUGAUGAAUUUAGUUCCGCAAAAGAGUUGGCAGAGUACUUGCAUAUAUUAGACAAAAAUGAUGAACUCUACAAUUCAUAUUUCAAAUGGAAGAGUACUGGAGAAUUCAUAAACACUUAUUUUUGGUGUAGAGUAUGUUCGAUGUUGCACGACGAAGAAUCAAUUAGUCAGCCUAAGUGGUAUGAGGACGUGAACGAUUGGUGGCGAGGACAAGGAGUCUGUACGAGUAGUUCGUGGAGGAAAUUCCAGGCAAGAAAAGAAGUCAUGAGCGACGAUUAG